Messenger RNA from Rosa chinensis, 700 nucleotides. RefSeq names its product 40S ribosomal protein S27-2. Gene Ontology annotation, molecular function: structural constituent of ribosome; RNA binding. The transcript has 4 exons. NCBI's taxonomy places the organism in Eukaryota, Viridiplantae, Streptophyta, Magnoliopsida, Rosales, Rosaceae. The coding region runs from base 157 to 417 and encodes 86 amino acids. Gene Ontology annotation, cellular component: ribosome; cytosolic small ribosomal subunit. Gene Ontology annotation, biological process: ribosomal small subunit assembly; translation. The record is from RefSeq and is a predicted model, not a curated record.
CAAGGAUCUAACGGCCAGCAUCGCUCAGCCAUUCGUUUAUAUUCACAAAUAUAAACCCUAAUUCCCCCUCUCACUCUAUCCAUCGCCGCACACUCGCUCCGUAGAGACUCGUCUGCUUUCGCCGCCGUCUUCUUCGAUCUCCGCUCGUCAAUCAAGAUGGUGCUCCAGAACGAUAUUGAUUUGCUUCACCCACCAGCUGACCUCGAGAAGAGGAAGCACAAGCUCAAGAGGCUCGUGCAGACCCCUAAUUCAUUCUUCAUGGACGUCAAAUGCCAGGGAUGCUUCAACAUUACCACUGUGUUCAGCCACUCGCAAACAGUUGUGGUGUGCGGAAACUGCCAGACAGUUUUGUGCCAGCCAACUGGUGGGCGUGCCAGGCUCACUGAGGGGUGCUCUUUCAGGAGGAAGGGAGACUGAUGCUGCUACAUUAGUACACUUUUGACUCUAAAUUAUGUGCAAGAGGGCGUUUGAGCCUUGAUUUCAUGGAAGGAGAGAAAUGGAUGCUUUCUUGUUGUGUUUUAUUAUCUAGAAUUGGUUUUUGGUAUUUAAUUUUGUUAAGAUUGCUUAAUGUGAUACUGGUGCGUUUCAGAACUUCCUUGAUUAAGUUAGCUGUUUGAUGUUAUCAAUUUUCAAUCUCAUCUUCAAACUUUAUUACGGUUUGUGCUUUGUUACUUUGUACAAUUGUCAGUUUUCUUUGUUC